Messenger RNA from Amphibalanus amphitrite, 2753 nucleotides. Its product is annotated as translocation protein SEC62-like. The record is from RefSeq and is a predicted model, not a curated record. Bases 201 to 1400 code for a protein of 399 amino acids. Lineage: Eukaryota; Metazoa; Arthropoda; Thecostraca; Balanomorpha; Balanidae. Gene Ontology annotation, biological process: post-translational protein targeting to membrane, translocation. Gene Ontology annotation, cellular component: endoplasmic reticulum membrane; endoplasmic reticulum. The transcript is spliced from 8 exons.
AGUUGUAAAUGUGACGUCUGCGUCGACAACGUCACCUCACGACUCACACGACCUCAAACACCUCGCUCAAAACACAAAACACGAAAGUUUCGUGACAUAGCGCUAUCGCUGUACGGCCUGGAUUGGGCCUGGAUACGGAGCUGCCGGGAAACAAAGUAAUUUAUUCGAUUUUUGGUUAUAUAUUUUAACUGUUGUGAAUCAUGUCUGGAAAAAGGGUGAAAAGAAAGGCACCGGAGCCACCGCUUGAGGAGAAACCUACCAAGGAGGAGUAUGCUGUCGCCAAGUACAUUCGUGACAAUAUCCCAAACAAGAAGACCAAGUUUAUGCACCACCCGGUGCAGUAUUUCACGGCCGGUCGCGCGGUGGACGCGCUGCUCGACUCGCCCUGGGCCUCCGGAGAGAAGAAGCACCCGAUCCUAUUCACAGACCGACAGUCGGUCGUCGACUUCCUGGACAUAAUGUUGCGGCACAAGUUCUUCCACCGUGCGAAGAAGAUCGCCAUCACAGACCGCGACCUGCGGCGCAAGGAGCUGAAGAAGCUCAAGAAGAAGGAGGAUGAGGAGCGGAAGAAGAAGGGCACCACUCGGGAGGAGAGCGAGAGCGACUCGGGAGAAGAUGAGGAGACCAAGGAGGCGGCGGAGCGCAGUGCUGCCGACGAGCCGGCCGGCGAGCCCAGCGCCGCCGAGGGAGACACCUCGUCACCAAGGGCCAAAAAGAAGAAGGAGUCCGAGGAGGGCAAGCCGAAGCGCCGCGUCAAGCUGGACAUGCACCUGGAGCAGGUGUUUGUCGACGGUAACGACGCCUACGUGUGGAUCUACGACCCGAUCCCGACGCACUACUGGCUGCUGGGCAUUCUGCUGGUGCUGGCUAUCGUGGCUGUGUGUCUGUUCCCGCUGUGGCCGGCCAAAGUCAGAGAGUACGUGUACUACCUGUCGCUGGCGGCCGCCGGUUUCCUCGUGUUCAUCCUGGCUCUCUCUGUGAUCCGCGUGGUGGUGUUCGCCCUCGUCUGGCUGGUCACCAUGGGCAGACACCACCUCUGGAUCCUGCCGAAUCUCACCGAGGAUGUUGGAUUCUUCGCUUCGUUCUGGCCGUUGUAUCAGUACGAAUACCGGGGUCCUAAAGAGGAUAAGAAGAAGGAGAAGCGCAAGAAGAAGAAGGACGCGACAGCGGAGGGAGAGAGUGGCGAUGUUUCGGCGACCAAAUCUGAGGACAAACCGGCAGCGGAGUCGGUACCAAAGGCCGACCCGGGCGAGGCCGAAGGAGGGCAGGCCGAGGACGGAACUAAAGAACAGGACGGUGACGAGCAUCGGGAGUCUGAGGGCGGCUCGGAGGGCAGCCAGCAGUCGACCGGUUCGUUCGAGAUCCUCGAGAAGUCCGAUGAGCCCGACACGGAGACGUAGGGUCUGGUUCGUCCGCCCGUCCGUCCGUCGGCCCGUCGGUGGUGGCUGCCCUCAUGACCGGUCAGUCGCGCGGGCGGCGGGCAGCCGGCGGCGGCGGCUCUGUUAUGAUUUGAUCGAAAGACGAGUGCACAAGUUAUAGGUUUGAUGGCUAGGCGUUAGGUAAUUAAUGCGUACGUUUUAGUUUGGAUCGGUUCAUUUUAUUUGUUGUUUGGUAGCACGGGCAUUGGUGUUGUUAUAAAUUUUAAAAGUUUAUUUUAAUAAAAUUGAAGAAAUUUAUUUCACGAAAUUGUCCGAUAUCUUUUUUGUUGAAGCUAUUUUGUGGAAAGGCGCUUGAAUCAAAUUGGCCUUUCUGUCGAUCGAGGGGUCACAAAAAAAAAUGAUGUGAUUAACGUGGCGUCGAGGGUGUCACCACACCUUCACUUUGGCCGCCAGGUGAAUUUUGAAGGAUUUGGGAACAUGGUCAAGGAGACACGUUUAUCAUUCGCGUUUGAACUGAUUAAAUCGUGUUUCAGUCUGGUCAAUAAGAUCUUCGGUGUAAGUCGGGCACAGGUUUAUAAAUACACUAAGAGCUGUAAUUGUACAUAAACCUAGAUUCUCGCAGAAAUAUAUUAUAUUUCCUAGCUCGUGUGAUGGGCUACCAAGGUUAGGGUACUAUUUAUUUAAGUGUACGAAUACUAUGUGGCUGGCUGUUGCGAUCUUUCGUCACGGUAGGAUGGUAUAUCUGCUCUGCUGUAAAUGGCGGAGGCUGUCUCGCUGAGCAUGGACGGCCGGCGGCUCGGUGCACUGCCCUGGUCGGAGCCGGGCGUCCCUGCGCCGCGGCUGUGGCUAGGUCUCGGAGCUCUCCGGGCUCUGUGACACGCCGGCGGAGCAGUGGUGUCUGCGGUACGGUUAUGUGACCCGGGCGGACGCCGCUGCCCUCGUGUGCCCUCGACAUCGGCGCGCGGCUCGCAGGACCGGUUCGUUCACGCUUCGUUCGCGAUGCACGAAAGGCGAGGACACGACGGAAAGUCGUGCGUCUUUCGUUAUUUUUGUAUGCAGGAGAGCGGUGCUGGCACGUGCGAGUUUGUUGUGCGCGCGCGAAAGGUAUAUCUUAUCGCCCGGAAGGUCGUUUGUCCGGGCUCCACCCCUCUAUCUCCCACCUCUCAGCUCUCUGUCACGGCUAUCCCAGCUCGACGGCCGCGGUGUCUUGCAGUUAAAUCGGUGUCAGUCUGUCGGUCCCGGUAUAUCCUCGCUCCGCCCGGCUAGGCUCGGCGGUGUCGGCACACGUCUCUCAGUCGUCGCGGCCCUGUCGUCGGCGGUCGCCGUAUUUUUGUAUAUCAGCUGCAGUGGAUGGCGAAUAAACGUGUGCUGCAC